Panicum hallii is the source of this 1251-nucleotide messenger RNA. RefSeq lists its product as uncharacterized. NCBI's taxonomy places the organism in Eukaryota, Viridiplantae, Streptophyta, Magnoliopsida, Poales, Poaceae. The transcript is spliced from 4 exons. Bases 1 to 1077 code for a protein of 358 amino acids. The record is from RefSeq and is a predicted model, not a curated record.
AUGCCACGCCCGUGCGCGCGACCAGCACCGAGCAGCGGCCAGUUCGCCGCCAGGUCGCCGCCGUCGGCCGCGACCUGGACGUCGCGCGCAGCCGCGCCGUACCAGCCGAAGGCCCACGCGCCCCGCCCCUUCGUGCUAUCCAGAAACCUGACGGCGCGCACCUCGCAGUGGCAGCAGCGGCGCACCGCGGUGAUGGCGAGGCGCCCGUCGCUGGGCCCGUCGAGGGCCUCCCUCACCGAGGCCUCGUCGACGUCGCCCCAAAGGGCGGGCGAGAAGACCCAACCGUCGUCGUCCACCCAAUUGAACCCCAUCGCCUUGUUUAUGACGCCCUCGGCGUCGAGCUCGAGCACCACCACCACCUUGCGCGAGAAAUCGUGGAGCACCCUGGCGAGGGGUGGGAGCGGCCACGGGGGUUCUUGGAUUUCUCUCCGCGAGGGAGACGAAGUAAGGAGGCCAAGAAGAGAGGCGGGAGGCCGGGUGGUAGCGGCGGAGCUUCUUGGGCGUGCGGGUGGGAGCCGCCGGGGAUUCUUGAUUCUUGGGCGAGGCCGCAAGGGAGGAAGAAGGAGAAGGGAGGAGAGGCGGGGGGAUGGGUAUUUGACUUGUUCAACUGGUCAGGACGGGCCGGGUCCGGUUCGGUCGGGUUGGAUCACAACGGGUUACUUGGUUGGUGUCUGGAACCCGGCUGCUCCCUAUGGCUGUGAGCCGCAUCAAUCCUGGGGCGACGAGCGGCGGCGGCCGCCGGCGGAGCUCUGCGACCGCAAUCGGCAAGGGUUUCCAUCAAUUAGCCCACCAGCUAGGCCGUGUGGGAGGGUUUGGCCUUCGAUUAGCAGCAAAUCAGCGGGGGAGCGGCGAGAGCUGGUCCCAGUUUUGCUCGCAAUCUCUUCGCGUCAGAGUUUCGCCGUGCUGGCUUGGGGAAUGGCAUUUCCAGAUGUGGAAUCGCUCCAGUGUGGUUUCAUGAAUCAUUUGAGGUUACCAAAAGCUCAGCCUUUCAUGACACCUUCUCGUGAUUCUGUGCUGGCCGUCGCAGGAGGAACAUACAUUUUGUGCACAUGUGGGUUUUGGAAAGAAUCCUGCUAAAUGUGGGUGAUCAAUUUGGCAUCAUGUAUUUUCAAUGUACCCGUUUGCAGUGUCCUGAUGUCUUGAGGCACAAAGCUGAUGGAUCUACCCAACACUCUCUUGAAAUUUCUCGUCCCUCGAUUUUUGUUGAAACACACAUGUUUAUUAUGGCAUUGUAUUCUUAGUUGUGAAGUA